GAGGCUCAAGAAAAAAAAUCAAAGAAGACUCGUAUAAAUGUAUAAUUGUAAUCUGUACCGAAUUUGAAAAACAUAAGUUGUGCUCUCACUGGACUGUUAAGCCGCUCCCCACCACUAUCGGUGUUUGAGCGGCCAUUAAUCCCCAUUGUACAAGUACAAUUAAUGGACUUGAAGAAAGACAAUUGGACUGAUCAAUAUGCUGCUGAUCUUUCUUCCAUCAAGGAAGCCCAUAAGCGUAUUAAGUCCGUUAUUCACAACACUCCUGUUAUUUCCUCUGAAACAUUGGAUGGGAUGGCUGGUAGGAGACUGCUCUUCAAAUGUGAAUGCUUUCAGAAGGGAGGGGCUUUUAAGUUCAGAGGUGCUUCAAACGCUAUACUUUCACUUGAUGAGGAACAAGCCUCUAAAGGAGUGGUAACUCAUAGCAGUGGAAACCAUGCCGCUGCAUUGUCCUUGGCUGCCCAAAUGCGGGGAAUCCCUGCUUAUAUAGUUGUUCCGAGUAAUGCACCAAAAUGCAAAGUUAAGAAUGUAGUACGGUAUGGAGGCGAGGUAAUCUGGUGUGAGCCCACGUUCCAGUCACGGCAAAUUACUGCUGAUAAGGUACAACAAGAUACUGGUGCAGUUCUUAUACAUCCAUAUAAUGACAGCCGUAUUAUUAGUGGACAAGGGACAAUAUCACUUGAGCUUUUGGAGCAGUUCCCUUAAAUAGACACCAUAAUAGUUCCAAUAAGUGGUGGCGGUCUUAUAUCAGGUGUAGCACUUGCUGCCAAAUCGAUCAAUCCAUCCAUUCGAGUUCUGGCUGCAGAGCCUGUUGGAGCCAAUGAUGCAGCUCUGUCUAAAGAAAGUGGCAGAUUAGUUACAUUGCCUCAGACCAACACAAUUGCUGAUGGACUUAGAGCUUUCCUUGGGGACCUAACUUGGCCCAUUGUUCGAGAUUUUGUGGAUGCUGUAAUCACAGUGGAAGAUAAGGAAAUAGUAGAAGCUAUGAAGCUUUGCUAUGAAAUUCUCAAGGUUGCAGUAGAACCUAGCGGAGCCAUAGGUCUUGCUGCUGUUUUGUCCGACAGCUUUCAGAAAAAUCCUUUGUGGACAGAUAGCAAGAAUGUAGCUAUUAUAGUUUCAGGAGGUAAUGUUGAUCUGGACGUGCUUUGGGAGGCGUUGAGCAAAUGAUAGACAAUGGACAGAGACCCUAAGACAUGUCUAUGCAUUUCGUUUUUCUUAGUUAACUAGUCCCUCAAUUUUUCUGCAAAGAUGCUGUGUAGGAAAUAAAUAAGUUCAAGUUGUUUGAUGUACAAGAAUUGUCUCACAAUUUCACAAAUAAUGCUGCAAAAAUGUAGGACUGCACUUAUGUAAUCUGAUGGUUAGCUUGUCAAA
Messenger RNA from Spinacia oleracea (spinach), 1368 nucleotides. Its product is annotated as serine racemase. Gene Ontology annotation, molecular function: ATP binding; threonine racemase activity; serine racemase activity. Gene Ontology annotation, biological process: D-serine biosynthetic process. The record is from RefSeq and is a predicted model, not a curated record. The transcript has 7 exons. NCBI's taxonomy places the organism in Eukaryota, Viridiplantae, Streptophyta, Magnoliopsida, Caryophyllales, Amaranthaceae.